ACCCUCUUAGUUUUGCUCCCCUAUAUCGUGUUCUUUUCCCUCUCCGACCACCUAAAACAAGAAACAGAAAAUGGUACAUUGUCUGCCAAAGGUUUCUGUCAUUCAAGACAAGCCGAUGCUUCCAUCAACUGCUGCUGUCGCAAAGGAUGAGCAUCGGCCUUUAGCUUUCGAUGCAUCGAUCCUUGGAUCUGAAUCCAACAUACCCUCUCAGUUCAUAUGGCCUGACGACGAGAAGCCAUGCCUGGAUGCCCCGGAACUUGUAAUUCCAACCAUUGACUUGGGAGCUUUCUUGCUUGGGGACUCUCUUGCUGUAUCAAAAGCGGCAGAGGUGGUGAAUGAGGCAUGCAAGAAGCAUGGGUUUUUUCUGGUUGUAAACCAUGGGGUGGAUUCAGGGCUUAUAGACAAAGCCCAUCAGUACAUGGACCGCUUCUUCAGCCUACAACUCUCUGAGAAGCACAAGGCUAAGAGAAAAGUAGGAGAAAGCUAUGGGUAUGCAAGCAGUUUCGUUGGCAGGUUUUCCUCCAAGUUGCCAUGGAAAGAAACACUGUCUUUUCGGUACUGUCCUCACACUCAAAAUAUCGUGCAACACUAUAUGGUGAAUUGGAUGGGUGAAGAUUUUAGAGAUUUCGGGAGGCUUUACCAGGAAUAUUGUGAAGCCAUGAACAAGGUUUCCCAAGAGAUAAUGGGGCUGCUAGGGAUAAGUCUAGGACUUGACCAAGCCUACUUCAAAGACUUUUUCGAACAAAAUGAUUCAAUCCUGAGACUGAAUCACUAUCCCCCAUGCCAAAAGCCUGAGUUGACUCUGGGAACCGGUCCCCACACCGAUCCCACUUCCUUGACAAUCCUUCAUCAGGAUCAAGUUGGAGGCCUUCAGGUGUUUGCAGAUGAAAAGUGGCACUCCGUUGCUCCCAUCCCAGGAGCUUUCGUUGUCAACGUUGGCGACACAUUCAUGGCUUUGACAAACGGUUUUUACAAGAGCUGCUUGCACAGAGCAGUGGUGAAUAUUGAAACGGUGAGAAAAUCACUUGCAUUCUUUCUAUGUCCCAAGCUGGAGAGACCGGUGACACCAGCAGCUGGCUUAGUUACUGCCGACAAUCCGAGGAAAUACCCAGACUUCACUUGGGCAGCACUGCUGAAAUUCACACAGAACCAUUACCGUGCUGACAUGAAAACCCUUGUUGCAUUCUCCAAAUGGGUUCAAGAACAAGAAUCGAACAACAAAUUAAUACCUUAGGGACAAUGCUGGGCUUUGUGGGGGUGGGGAACAAAUAAGCAAUGGCUUUGGGUUAAUAAAGUCAAAUUAGAGGGAGACAAAUAAGGGAAGCAUUUAUCUGCUCGUUCAUGGUGGGUCUAAGGAAUAGAGCUACAGAAAUUAUAAUACUAUUGACAAUAUAUAGUAGCUAAAUUAGUGCUUCAGAGAAUCAUAUUAUAAUUCGAGUCUCUUGUUUUAACUUUCUUUUACAAUUUAGCAUUA
Molecule: messenger RNA, 1474 nt
Organism: Gossypium raimondii (Peruvian cotton)
Lineage: Eukaryota; Viridiplantae; Streptophyta; Magnoliopsida; Malvales; Malvaceae
Product: gibberellin 20 oxidase 1-A
Exons: 3
Coding region: 71-1234 (387 amino acids)
Biological process (GO): flower development; gibberellin biosynthetic process; response to light stimulus
Molecular function (GO): gibberellin 20-oxidase activity
Source: RefSeq, a predicted model, not a curated record